This is a messenger RNA of Trypanosoma conorhini, 936 nucleotides long. RefSeq lists its product as uncharacterized. Bases 1 to 936 code for a protein of 311 amino acids. Lineage: Eukaryota; Euglenozoa; Kinetoplastea; Trypanosomatida; Trypanosomatidae. Gene Ontology annotation, biological process: intracellular transport. The transcript has a single exon. The record is from RefSeq and is a predicted model, not a curated record.
AUGGCGGAUGGUUCUGAAAGCCGCAAAAGGCGGGCGUUGGAGCUAAAUGAGAGAGACGAGGAGCUGGACGACACGCCAAAGUACGCCGAUGCCGAGACAAUGGCGCAGCGGCGUAUCGCGCGGGUGAAACGUGCGCCGACGAUUGACGCCCCGCCGUCGCUGAAGGGGGCGUUCAAGGCGGUGGCCGGCAUCUCGCCGGCGGGGGCGCCAGCGCUUUCCAAAAUGUUUGGUCCAAGCGACAGCAGCAACAACGCCACCACUGCCACCACCGCCACCGGCGGCAGCAGCGACACCAGCCCCGGCGCCAGCAACAAAAACGAUAACAGUAACAACAACAACAACAACAAGACCACUGACGGUGCUGUUGCCGCUGGGACUGAGACUGGUGCGGGGAGGUCCCUAUUUGGCGGGGCCUUCAACUUCGGCGGCGCCACAAACGCUUUUGCGGCAGCCAAAGAACAGCUGGCGAAGGCUGCUGUCGACGCAGAGAGGGAAGCACCACCACACGAGAAGCUUGCCAAGGGCGACGUACUUGCGCAUGCGGCUCCUGUCACGCCUUCGGCCGAAGACGUGUUAGCAUGUGUGUCGUGUAAGCUGUUUGUGUUUAAGUCGGACACGAAAAGUUGGGUGGAGUGUGGCGCCGGUGACGCAAAGGUGAAGCGGCACGACGCCCCAAAGGCCGGGGAGGGGGAGGAAGUAGGAAAGUGUCGUUACCGCUUGAUUGUGCGCGAUGGUUACGCCCUCAACUUGCUACUGUGCAGUAAUUUUCAUCUGACAAAGGCCGAGGACACUCACGUCAUCUUCACCGUGCCAAAAAAUGACGGGGUCGCAACGUAUCUUGUGAAGUACACGGGGCAGCAGGCGGCGGCGCGCGGCGCGGAGUUCACAAAGACGUUAAAAGACUCUCUUAAGUUGUCCCAAGAUAAUUCUUCGUAG